Messenger RNA from Neurospora hispaniola, 168 nucleotides. RefSeq lists its product as uncharacterized. The record is from RefSeq and is a predicted model, not a curated record. Lineage: Eukaryota; Fungi; Ascomycota; Sordariomycetes; Sordariales; Sordariaceae. The annotation marks the transcript as partial. The transcript has a single exon.
AUCGACGGCCGUAGUAGUACUAGGAAAUCCCACUUUAUUCGACUACUAUCUUAUAAGCUUAUUGAAAUAGCUUCUAUAUAUAACCUUUUAACCCCUAUUAUUCGUACUACUCCUACCAGCGUUGUAGCUAAUAAUAUUAAUAGUUAUACUAUUUAUUCCCUUGUAUAA